CAGGUCCAGCGUCGUGGUCCCAGGCGGUGAGGACAGCCACUGGAGCUUCGGCCGGGGCGGGAUGAACGGACACAGCCGGAACGGGCAGCCCCACGCCCCCCGGCGGAAACGUCGCAACCGCUUCGUCAAGAAGAAUGGCCAGUGCAACGUUUACUUCGCCAACCUCAGCAACAAGUCGCAGCGCUACAUGGCGGACAUCUUCACCACCUGCGUGGACACGCGCUGGCGCUACAUGCUCAUGAUCUUCUCGGCUGCCUUCCUGGUCUCGUGGCUCUUCUUCGGCCUCCUCUUCUGGUGCAUCGCCUUCUUCCACGGAGACCUGGAGCCCAGCCCGGCGCCGGCCCCCGGCCCUGCCGGGGCGGGCUCCGGGGGAGGCGGGAGCCCGCAGCCCGCGGCCGUGAAGCCCUGCAUCAUGCACGUGAACGGCUUCCUGGGCGCCUUCCUCUUCUCGGUGGAGACGCAGACCACCAUCGGCUACGGCUUCCGCUGCGUGACCGAGGAGUGCCCGCUGGCCGUCAUGGCGGUGGUGGUGCAGUCCAUCGUGGGCUGCGUCAUCGACUCCUUCAUGAUCGGCACCAUCAUGGCCAAGAUGGCCCGGCCCAAGAAGCGGGCCCAGACGCUGCUCUUCAGCCACCACGCGGUCAUCUCGGUGAGGGACGGCAAGCUCUGCCUCAUGUGGAGGGUGGGCAACCUGAGGAAGAGCCACAUCGUGGAGGCCCACGUGCGGGCCCAGCUCAUCAAGCCCUACAUGACGGAGGAGGGCGAGUACCUGCCCCUGGACCAGCGGGACCUCAACGUGGGCUACGACAUCGGGCUGGACCGCAUCUUCCUGGUGUCCCCCAUCAUCAUCGUCCAUGAGAUCGACGAGGAGAGCCCCCUGUACGGCAUGGGCAAGGAGGAGCUGGAGUCGGAGGACUUCGAGAUCGUGGUCAUCCUGGAGGGCAUGGUGGAGGCCACGGCCAUGACCACGCAGGCCCGCAGCUCCUACCUGGCCAGCGAGAUCCUCUGGGGCCACCGCUUCGAGCCCGUGGUCUUUGAGGAGAAGAGCCACUACAAGGUGGACUACUCGCGCUUCCAUAAGACCUACGAGGUGGCCGGCACGCCCUGCUGUUCGGCCCGGGAACUCCAGGAGAGCAAGAUCACCGUCCUUCCUGCCCCGCCGCCACCGCCCAGUGCCUUCUGCUACGAGAACGAGCUGGCACUCAUGAGCCAGGAGGAGGAUGAACUGGAGGAGGAUGUGGCUGGCUUGGGGCUGGAGGGUGGCUCUAAGGAAGAUGGCGGCAUCAUCCGUAUGUUGGAGUUUGGGAGUCACCUGGACCUGGAGAGGAUGCAGGCCACCUUGCCCCUUGACAACAUCUCCUACCGCCGGGAGUCGGCCAUUUGACCUCCCGCCCUCCUGUCCGGCCCUGCGCCCCCUUUCACACCUCGGGCCCUGACGUACCCCCAUUCCCUAUCCCCCUGUGGGAAGACCCCCCUUUCUAGACAGGAGAAAGAGCGGCAGGCCAUGAACAUCUCCACCCCAAGUAUCCCUGGGACAAACUUUCCUCCUUCCCAAGGACCGAACCCACUCGGCUCCUGGGUGCCCUUCGGGGGGCCACACGGGGCCAUCGGGAGUGGGAGUACGGGCGGGGGCCUGUGCCCCAGGCCCUUCAGUGCCCAACUGUUAAACCGUGGCAGCAGGGAAGCCCCUCUCCCUGAGCUUUGCCGUACCCACCACCCCACUCCAUUCUGCUUCUGCGAGCCUCACGCUCACACUCCUCCUGGGGACCCGGAACUGCCCAACGUGGCACCCCUAGACCCGUCCAGGACGUGCCCCCACGUGCCCUGGAGAACCGCGGGGAGGUCCCGGGGGCUCACACAGGGGCCAGGGCAGGAGGGCUGCUUGGGGGGAAGCAGAGGGAAAGGUUUACCUUGCAUGUUUGUGACUGUCACACGUCCUUUUGUAAAUAUAUACAUAGAUAUAAAGACAAGAGAGAUCCAAGCCAGAUUCUUCCAUUCCCGGGGCAGGCAAUGGAGGAGGUGAAGCUGGGGCCCUCGCCUUCUCCCCACCGUGGACUGGCUCUUGGGCUCCCUCAGACUGAGGCCUGAAGGCCCAGGGCUCCCAGGGGUCAAGGCUUGGGCCACUCGCCCCAUCUCCGCUGGCCCCCUGACCUCCCACCCCCAGCUUCUCGCCCUCCCUCCUGCCUUUCCCACACGCAGCUGUACAAUGGGGUUUUUAAUGAUUUUUAAUAAAGUAUCCAAUCCAAAGGAGGGGCAGGAGGAGACCUA
Molecule: messenger RNA, 2268 nt
Organism: Monodelphis domestica (gray short-tailed opossum)
Lineage: Eukaryota; Metazoa; Chordata; Mammalia; Didelphimorphia; Didelphidae
Gene: KCNJ4
Product: potassium inwardly rectifying channel subfamily J member 4
Biological process (GO): potassium ion import across plasma membrane; regulation of monoatomic ion transmembrane transport
Cellular component (GO): plasma membrane
Molecular function (GO): inward rectifier potassium channel activity
Source: RefSeq, a predicted model, not a curated record